AGGGGAUUUGCUGGUGAGUGGGACCGGAACUGACGCUACAGGUGAACGCAAUGCUUUGGGAGUGUUGCUAUUUUCCAGGUGGUCCGGCUGACUGCGUUCAAGUUGAGAGCUUGGAGGAAAAGCGUCCGAAUCGUGCGGAGGACAGGCUCCGCUGUCUUUUCGCCGUGCCUGCGCUCGCGACUCAGAACCUCAGGGAGAGAAGUGAAGAACAGAACGGGGCGGAGAAGGCUGGGAAUUAAGAGUGUGGACUUUGAUAUUUGAGACUGAGGGCACCGGAGGGCGAGCGCUCCCCUCUGAUUGGCCGGUAGACGCCAUCAGGAAUCCACACAACUUCUUCGAUUGAAUCCCGGAAUGAGAUAACAAUAAACUUGCUGGACUUGCAGAGAAGGCCACGAAAAACUCGCUGCGGUGCCUCCGUAUUGGACUUCGCAUCCGGUUUCUCCUCCGGGUGUGACCUGCGUACCGCCGAGAGUUCUGGAGCCGGUGCUGCGAUCUCUUUAUCCGGGUCUCGCUGUUCCCGUCGUGCUUCGCGCACUACUGUAGCCCCCCCCCCCAAAAUCCGGGUUUUCUCCCGGCGUGCCUAGCGACGGGUUUGCUGGGGGGUACUCGGCAGUACCGCCAUGACUAUUCUCCCCAAGAAGAAGCCGCCGCCUCCCGAUGCCGACCCCGCCAACGAGCCACCGCCGCCCGGGCCGCUGCCCCCAGCGCCGCGGCGCGGAGGGGGUGUGGGCGUGGGCGGCAGUGGCACGGGCGUGGGUGGGGGAGAUCGCGAUCGUGAUUCGGGCGUCGUAGGGGCCCGUCCCCGGGCUUCACCACCACCCCAGGGCCCGCUACCUGGGCCACCGGGUGCUCUUCACCGCUGGGCGCUGGCCGUCCCACCUGGCGCAGUGGCGGGCCCUCGGCCACAGCAGGCCUCUCCACCUCCUUGCGGGGCUCCUGGUGGUCCCGGCGGCGGUCCGGGUGACACUCUGGGUGGAGCAGCGGCGGGGGUGGGCGCGGCGGGGGUGGUGGUGGGCGUGGGCGGUGCCGUGGGCGGCUGCUGCUCUGGUCCUGGGCAUAGCAAGCGGCGGCGCCAAGCUCCUGGGGUUGGUGCAGUUGGCGGGGGCAGCCCGGAACGUGAGGAGGUCGGUGCAGGCUACAACAGUGAGGAUGAAUAUGAAGCGGCUGCGGCACGCAUUGAGGCCAUGGACCCUGCGACCGUCGAGCAGCAGGAGCAUUGGUUUGAAAAGGCCCUACGGGACAAGAAAGGCUUCAUCAUCAAGCAGAUGAAGGAGGACGGCGCCUGUCUAUUCCGUGCUGUAGCUCACAGGGCUGACCAGGUGUAUGGAGACCAGGAUAUGCAUGAAGUUGUGCGAAAGCACUGUAUGGACUAUCUGAUGAAGAAUGCUGACUACUUCUCCAACUACGUCACAGAGGACUUCACCACCUACAUCAACCGGAAGCGGAAAAACAACUGCCACGGAAACCACAUUGAGAUGCAGGCCAUGGCGGAGAUGUACAACCGUCCCGUGGAGGUGUAUCAGUACAGCACAGAACCUAUCAACACAUUCCAUGGGAUCCAUCAAAAUGAGGAUGAACCCAUCCGUGUCAGCUAUCAUCGGAAUAUCCACUACAAUUCAGUGGUGAAUCCUAACAAGGCCACCAUUGGUGUGGGGCUGGGCCUGCCAUCAUUCAAACCGGGGGAGUACAACCUGGACGUGGUGGUGCGGGCCUGUAAUCCCAGCACUCCAGAGGCUGAGACAGGAGGAUCACCACGAGUUCGAGGCCAGCAUGGCUACAUAUUUGCAGAGCAGUCCCUGAUGAAGAAUGCCAUAAAAACUUCAGAGGAAUCAUGGAUUGAACAGCAAAUGUUAGAAGACAAGAAACGGGCCACAGACUGGGAGGCCACGAAUGAGGCCAUAGAGGAGCAGGUGGCUCGUGAGUCCUACCUGCAGUGGCUCAGGGAUCAGGAGAAACAAGCCCGCCAGGUCCGUGGGCCCAGCCAGCCCCGGAAAGCCAGCGCCACAUGCAGUUCGGCCACAGCAGCAGCCUCCAGUGGCCUGGAGGAGUGGACUAGCCGGUCUCCACGGCAGCGGAGUUCAGCUUCUUCACCCGAGCACCCUGAGCUGCAUGCUGAGCUGGGCAUCAAGCCCCCUUCCCCAGGCACUGUCUUAGCUCUUGCCAAACCUCCUUCACCCUGUGCACCAGGUACAAGCAGUCAGUUCUCAGCAGGGGCUGACCGGGCCACCUCCCCCCUUGUGUCCCUCUACCCUGCUCUGGAGUGCCGGGCCCUAAUUCAGCAGAUGUCCCCCUCUGCCUUCGCAGGUCUGAACGACUGGGAUGAUGAUGAGAUCCUAGCAUCGGUGCUGGCAGUGUCCCAACAGGAAUACCUAGACAGGGACUCGGGCAAGGGUGCCGAAGGUAGGCGACAGGCACAGACCACCCGACAGCCAGGCAAGCCCCAGAGGAGAUGCUUGGAAGAAAGUCUCCUGCCCGCUCUUCCUUCUGAGAUCAGAUCAACUUGUCGCCCCUCCCCUCACAGUUAUGUCAGGGAGUUGGGAAGAAGAAGUGAAAAAUUUCUUUUCCCAGUAUCCCAAGAAUGUCUGAGCCUUCAAUAUUGAAUUUUUCUUUAUUAAAAUGUACUUUUAUCUUAUAAAAUCAACCAAUCAAAUGAUGUAGACAGCAUUGGCUCUGUGAAGGUGGCAUCUCUGGUUUAGGGGCAGCAGGCUGGCCAUGGGACAUGGAGGGGCACACCGCUGUCUUCCGGCCUCCAGCUUCUUGGAGGUGGGCACAGGGCCUAGGAUGUGAGUCGGUGGGGAGCGGGGGGGGGGGCAGUUGUCAGACUGGCUUUUGACAAUGAGACCCUGACCUUGCUGCAUUCCUUUUGCUUCCACCACCACUAGUCUGGAAUCUUGAGGUGAGGGCGCUUGGGGGAUCAUGGCCGCCACUCAGGAGUGUAGGGAGUCGGAGGAGCCUUGGCAGAUGGGGCAUGCGUGCCCUGCAGGUGUUGACAAGAUCCAUCUGUAAUGUCCUUGGCACAAUAAAACCAAAUGUCAGUUUU
Messenger RNA from Heterocephalus glaber (naked mole-rat), 3040 nucleotides. The record is from RefSeq and is a predicted model, not a curated record. Lineage: Eukaryota; Metazoa; Chordata; Mammalia; Rodentia; Bathyergidae.